This is a messenger RNA of Colius striatus (speckled mousebird), 1513 nucleotides long. It is a transcript of the gene TEN1, whose product is annotated as TEN1 subunit of CST complex. The transcript is spliced from 4 exons. The record is from RefSeq and is a predicted model, not a curated record. Gene Ontology annotation, cellular component: CST complex. Gene Ontology annotation, molecular function: telomeric repeat DNA binding; single-stranded DNA binding; telomerase inhibitor activity. Lineage: Eukaryota; Metazoa; Chordata; Aves; Coliiformes; Coliidae. Bases 379 to 759 code for a protein of 126 amino acids. Gene Ontology annotation, biological process: negative regulation of telomere maintenance via telomerase.
GGCACGCGGGCCGUAGGGUGCAUGUGACGUGUACCAAGGAGAGUGUGGGCAGCAGGUCGACGGAGGGUUUUCUCCUCUACUGUGCCCUGAGUCCUGUGUCCAGUUCUGGGCUCCCCAGCUCAAGAGAGACAGGGAGCUGCUGGAGAGAGGCCAGUGCAGGGACACCAAGAUAAUCAGGGGACUGCCGAGAUAAUCAGGGGACUGGAGCAUCUUCCUUAUGAGGAAAGGCUGUGGGACCUGGGGCUGUUCAGCCUGGAGAAGAGAGAAGACAGAGGGGAAACUUCAUCAACCUAAAGGAUGGGUGUCAGGAGGCUGGGAUGACACUUUUGUCUGUAGUGUCCAGCGACAAGACAAAGGGUCUUACGGCAGUUGUGUGAGAUGCUGCCAAGUGCUGGUGUCUAUUACUUCCCGUGGGAGAUCAACAUCUCAGUCCCAGAGGGAGUUGCACUGAGGACAUACGGCAGGUUAUGCUGCUAUGACCUGGCCCGGUCUGAAGCCGUUCUCGCUGCUCAGCACAGCUCAGUUCAGUACCAGGUCUGUGUUGACACCAAGCUUGUGGAGCCGUUCCAGGCCCAGCUGGGAUCUUGCUACAUGGUCCUGGGAGAGGCUGAACACAGGGAAGGUGAGAGUCCUGUGGUCAAGGCACGAAUAUUGACCUGCGUGGAAGGGAUGAAUGUGCCCCUGCUGGAACAAGCCAUACAGGAGCAGAGGAAAUACUUCAACGAGAGGCAGGAGCGGGUGGGAAACAGCCCGACCUGACAGCAGCUCUGAGACCUGCCAUACAUUGGUCCUUGCACUGCCAUUUGCAACAGAUACUUUCAAUUUAGAAGGCAGCUUUGCAACACACUGCUUUUUGCUGUGGCAAAUAGCAUAACUCAAGUCACUAAGCAGGGAAAAACUUGAAGAUUGUGAGUCAGUAUAUUGUCUGUGGGCUGUCUGUUCAUUGCAGGUGUCAUCACUGAAAAUAGCUCUGGGAAGCAGGUUUGUUCUUUGUUUAAAAGGGUGGUUAAGGAAAGAGAGUGCUGUAGUUGUACUGCAAGGCUUGGAGACAUCAGAAGGAGGAGCAUGCUCUGAAUCUCAAGCUAAAACAGCUCACACCCAUGCAGACUGCCAAAGCACAGUGGGUUACCAGGCUGUUGGCAAAUUAGAGGUAAAGGGCAAUAGUGCAAAGUUGGUUAUCCCUGUGUGGCUGCGGGCCCAUGAGUGUGUGUGUUUGGUUACCAUGACUCAGCUGCCACACAGGAGCAUUCCUGGCAAAACACUCACAUAAUCUGAUCAGUGAAGAAACAAGAACAACAAAGAGCCACUAUUUUCAGAAGCACCUUCCUCUUUGGGUUUUCAGAAGCCGGUGUGUGAGGCAGGGAGGGACUGACUUGAGCUCUAAAACAAAUAUUUGCAGUGCCCUGAGAACCACUACUUCACACAACUAAGUUUAGAGACCUUAAAUCACUAUUUUUUUUAAGCAUCUAAAAGUUUUUCUAUAUAUUUUGCUAAAUAAAGAUUAAAAGAGGCA